This is a messenger RNA of Nycticebus coucang (slow loris), 7739 nucleotides long. RefSeq names its product tectonin beta-propeller repeat containing 2 (gene TECPR2). Bases 198 to 4457 code for a protein of 1419 amino acids. NCBI's taxonomy places the organism in Eukaryota, Metazoa, Chordata, Mammalia, Primates, Lorisidae. The record is from RefSeq and is a predicted model, not a curated record. Gene Ontology annotation, molecular function: protein binding. The transcript is spliced from 20 exons.
UGGCCGCGACUCUCCGGUGCCGACCCGGUUGCCCAGGGAACGGGCUCCCGGCAGGCCCCGCGGCCCAGAGUCCAUCCCCGCCUCCUCCGGCCCGGCGGGGCCGACGAGUCCGGAGGGGCUGUAGCGGGAGCCCCUAGGUUCCCUGGAUGACAAACAUUCCUUUUCCUGCCUGAAAACCAUCUGUGGAAAGCUUGGCCAUGGCAUCCAUAUCAGAGCCUGUUACAUUCAGAGAGUUCUGCCCAUUGUACUAUCUUCUCAAUGCCAUACCCACAAAGAUCCAGAAGGGUUUCCGCUCUAUGAUGGUCUACCUCACAGCCCUUGACACUAACGGGGACUACAUCGCAGUGGGCAGCAGCAUUGGCAUGCUGUAUCUGUACUGCCGGCACUUUAACCGGAUGAGGAAGUACAACUUUGAGGGGAGAACUGAACCCAUCACUGUGGUGAAGCUGCUGAGCUGCUUCGAUGACCUUGUGGCAGCAGGCACAGCCUCAGGCAGGGUCACAGUGUUUCAGCUUGUCUCUUCCUUGCCAGGGAGAAAUAAGCAGCUUCGAAGAUUUGACGUUGCUGGUAUUCAUAAAAAUAGCAUUACAGCUCUGGCUUGGAGCCCCAAUGGAAUGAAAUUGUUCUCUGGCGAUGACAAGGGGAAAAUUGUUUAUUCUUCUUUGGAUCUAGACCAGGGCAUUUGUAACUCCCACUUGGUGUUAGAGGAGCCUUCUUCAAUUGUGCAGCUGGAUUAUAGCCACAAAGUACUGCUUGUGUCUACUUUGCAGAGAAGUCUGCUUUUUUACACUGAAGAAAAAUCUGUCAAGCAAAUUGGAACACAACCAAGGAAAAGUACUGGGAAAUUUGGUGCUUGUUUUAUACCAGGACUCUGUAAGCAAAGUGAUCUAACCUUGUACGCAUCACGGCCUGGGCUCCGGCUAUGGAAGGCUGAUGUCCAUGGAACUGUUCAAGCCACAUUUAUUUUAAAAGAUGUUUUUGCUGGAGGAGUCAAGCCUUUUGAACUGUACCCGCGUUUGGAAUCCUCAGACAGGGGAGGUUGCACCUUACCUGAGAAGCACCUGGGGCUGGUUUCCUGUUUCUUUCAAGAAGGCUGGGUAUUGAGCUGGAAUGAAUAUAGUAUCUAUCUUCUAGACACCAUCAACCAGGCCACAAUUGCUGGUUUGGAAGGAGCAGGUGAUAUUGUGUCUGUUUCCUGCACAGAAAAUGAAAUAUUUUUCUUAAAGGGAGAUAGGAACAUUAUAAGAAUUUCAAGCAGGCCUGAAGGACUCACAUCAAUAGUGAGAGAUGGUCUGGAGAUGUCAGGAUGUUCACAGCAAGUCCACGUGCAGCAUGUGGAGAAACCAGUGGGGGCCACAGUUCCUGAGACAAGGCUCAGAGGCUCCUCUGUGACCAGCUCAGUGCCCAGCGAGCCGAGGAGCAGGAGCAGCUCGCUCAACUCUACCAACAGCAGCUCUGGGCUCCUGCUGCCCGAACUUCAGGCAGCCCCCGAGUCGGGCAAUGGUGGCCAGCCCUCCUCGCAGAGAUUCAGCAUCAUUAGCUCUGAAGACUUUGAUCAGGAGCUUGUUGUGAAACCUAUCAGAGUGAAAAAGAAGAAGAAGAAGAAGACAGAAGGUGGAAGCAGGAGUACCUGUCACAGUUCCCUGGAGUCAACUCCCUGCUCCGAGUUUCCUGGGGACAGUCCCCAAUCCUUGAACGCAGACUUGCUAUCCAUGAGCUCAGGUGCUCUGGGCAGUAGUGUGGAUCACUUGAGCACAGAGUCUCCUGACCAAGAAAGCAACCUCAGUGUUGAGGUGAAUGGUAUCUUGCAAAAAAAUACUGACCGUGAAACAUUUAGUGUUCCGGCAGUACCUGACUCUGGUCCUGUCUUAAUGGAUGAAGAAAAUGAGAUUAGAACUGAAAUUCUACGCUGCAACCAUGCACAUGGGCUGGAGCCACUCGGUGGAAUGUUGAGUUUACCCUUGCUCCCUAGGGGAGAGGUAGAAGGCGAUGAUGUCACAGAGCUGGAAGAGGAGCCUUGUCCUGCAGAUGGUAGACCAAAUAGCAAACAGUUACCCAUCCAAGAACAGGAGCACUCUGCUGAGGCCCAUGAUGGGGAGGGUGUAGAGUCCAAUAACCCCCAAAGCACUUUUUCAGAAGCCUCCCUUCUCGACUCACUCAUGGUGCCUUCCAGCCUCACCUGGGUCCCAGCUGCCGAGCAUGAACAGUGGCUGCCUGGAACUAGAACUGAUGAAGGCAGUGCUGAGGAGCCCAGUAAGGAGCAGGAUAUCCUAACCACCGUGGGGGCCCCUAGCUACCUUGGCUCAAACCCCUGGCAUACUGUCACUGACAGUGACAGAGGUCAGGAGGAAAUGUCCACUUAUGAAUGUGAUUUGGGGGGCAUGGGAGGACAGUUAACUCCCAUCUCUGCAUUGGCGGCCUGUACCCAUGAGCCUUGGCUUGAAUACCCUUCACGGGAACAGGCAUUGACAUCCAGUGAUGAGGAGGACAUCUAUGCCCACGGGCUUCCAUCUUCAGCCUCAGAGACAAGCAUGACAGAGCUUGGAGCUAGUCGCUCCGUGCAGGACCUGAGCCAGCCUGGAGCAGAUGACAUGGGACUACUUAAGUCAGAUCAGUUUGCAGAAAGCUGGAUGGGCUACUCAGGUCCUGGCUAUGGCAUACUCAGCUUGGCGGUCUCGGAGAAGUAUAUUUGGUGCCUGGACUACAAAGGCGGCCUAUUCUGCAGUGCACUGCCAAGCGCUGGGCUGCGCUGGCAGAAGUUUGAAGAUGCUGUCCAGCAGGUGGCAGUCUCACCCUCAGGAGCCCUUCUCUGGAAGAUUGAACAGAAAUCUAACCGAGCUUUUGCCUGUGGGAAGGUCACCAUCAAGGGGAAGCGGCACUGGUAUGAAGCCCUGCCCCAGGCAGUGUUUGUGGCCCUGAGUGAUGACACAGCUUGGAUCAUCAGAACGAGCGGGGACCUGUACCUGCAGACAGGUCUUAGCGUGGAUCGCCCCUGCGCCAGAGCCGUAAAGGUUGACUGUCCCUACCCGCUGUCCCAGAUCACAGCCCGAAACAGCGUGGUGUGGGCGCUGACGGAGCAGAGGGCCCUCUUGUACCGGGAGGGUGUGAGCAGCUUCUGUCCAGAAGGGGAGCAGUGGAAGUGUGACAUCGUCAGUGAAAGGCAAGCUUUAGAGCCUGUCUGCAUAACUCUUGGAGAUCAGCAGACUCUCUGGGCCCUGGAUAUCCAUGGAAACCUGUGGUUUAGAACUGGCAUUAUUUCUAAGAAGCCCCAAGGAGAUGAAGACCAUUGGUGGCAAGUGAGCAUCACAGACUAUGUGGUGUUUGACCAGUGCAGCUUGUUCCAGACAAUAAUCCACGCCACACACUCAGUGGCCACAGCAGCCCAAGCACCUGUAGAAAAGGUAGCAGAUAAACUGCGUAUGGCAUUUUGGUCUCAGCAGCUUCAGUGCCAGCCGAGCCUUCUAGGAGUCAAUAACAGCGGUGUCUGGAUCUCCUCAGGCAAGAAUGAAUUCCAUGUUGCUAAAGGAAGUCUCAUAGGCACCUACUGGAAUAAUAUUGUUCCCCGUGGGACAGCUUCUGCUACAAAAUGGGCCUUUGUCUUGGCUUCUGCUGCUCCCACAAAGGAAGGAAGCUCCUUGUGGCUAUGUCAGAGCAGCAAGGACCUGUGCAGCAUCAGUGCCCACAGUGCACAGUCCCGUCCCUCUACAGUACAGCUGCCUCCCGACACUGAGAUGAGGGCCUAUGCUGCCUGCCAGGAUGCGCUGUGGGCCCUGGACAACUUCGGCCAGGUGUUUAUCCGGACACUCUCCAAGAGCUGCCCCACAGGCAUGCACUGGACCAAGCUGGACCUUUCCCAACUAGGAGCUAUAAAACUGACAAGCUUGGCAUGUGGAAAUCAGCACAUCUGGGCCUGUGAUUCCAAGGGUGGAGUUUAUUUCCGGGUAGGAACCCAGCCUUUAAAUCCCAGUCUGAUGCUUCCUGCCUGGAUAAUGAUUGAGCCACCUGUGCAGCCUGCCGGGGUCACAUUGGUCAGUGUCCAUUCCAGCCCCAAUGACCAGAUGCUGUGGGCACUCGACAGCCGGUGGAACGUGCACGUUCGAGUAGGGAUCACUGAAGAAAUGCCUGUGGGGACCGACUGGGAGCACGUGCCAGGGCUGCAGGCCUCCCAGCUGGCACUGAGCACCAGAACUGUGUGGGCCCGCUGUCCAAAUGGUGAUCUUGCCCGACGGUAUGGAAUCACAGACAAAAACCCUGCUGGAGACUACUGGAAGAAAAUUCCGGGAAACGUGUCAUGUUUCACAGUGACCGCAUCUGAUGAGCUGUGGGCAGUUGGCCCUCCUGGCUACCUGCUCCAGCGGCUGACAAAGACGUUUAGCCACUCAUAUGUCACUCAGAAGAGCAGCCGGUCCACCACCCCCCACCCCGAGGACCUGGAGGAUGAAUGGGAGGUCAUCUGAAGGAGCCAUGGGAGCAGGAGGGAGCCAGACUCCAGUAGUGGACCCUGUGGGUUUCUGAAUCACUUCCUGGUGUACAUGCCACUCAGCCCUUGUCCAGACACCUCUGGUCAUGUUGGACACUUGAGUACUUGCUUUCAUCCAUGUUUGUUUCUGUCUCCUUCCAAAGCCACAGCCUCUGCAACAAUUGGAGCAGUUGCUGUGGCGACAGCACCUUUGAACUCUUGCCAAGGUUGUCUGGGUGGGGGGAGUUUGGGGAGACAGUAGCCGCUGCCCAGUUGCAUGCACUACCAUUACCCGUGUGCUGCAGUCCUGUUCUCACCAACAAACAAUUCCAGGUUCCCUUGGUGGAAGACUUCCAUGGACAGGAUGAGCCAGAGCCAGGAGUAGGGGACACACCUGGGAGGUUGGUACAGGGAUUAGUUCUGAUCACAGCCCCAGGCUAAACCAAGUAAAAGUUAGCACUUCCAGCCCUGAGUAUGCUCAGUGAUGGCUUUGUCUCCAUCCUAGACCCCUCUACCCAAGAUGCAGGUUCUGGGCACACCCCAUCCCAGAUGCUCCAGAUGGCCCACCAGGGCCAACUGUGCCAGGAUGGAGAACAUGCCGCACAUGUGCCCCACAAUGCCAGACCCUCACCACCCAUACAUAGGGCAAGCUCCUACCUCCUGGGGAACACACUUCAGACAGAACAAUAAAGGCCGAUGGAUACAAAUAGAAUGCGGAAGUGUGCAUGUGUAUCCUUGGCAGGGAUGGCACAGGAGGGUGCUGACAUGGGGAACUCAGCCAUGGUGGCUAACUUAGAAAUACCUUGGGAAUGAUAUUUAAUGCUGCUAGCAGAUAUCAUAAAACCAGACGCAUCCUCAGAGGAUGACUCUACUAAUUAUUGCCUUUUUUGUUUGUUGUACUACAAACCUAUAUAAGAUACCUCAUUUGAAAUCAAAUCUUACAAAUUUAGAAGAGAAAUGUAUUUUCUGAAAACAUUUCUUGUAAGGCCUUUUGUCCUUUCCCGUGGUUUAUCCUGAUCCUAUACUGUCCUUGCCUGUAGCUUCAAAGAGGCAGGCAUGUUCAGCACAUCCCUGGACUUACAGAGUGUCACGGGACCUGCCCCUAGCUCCAGGGGGCAGCCUUUGGGUUGACAUCCCCAGGGAGGUGAAACCAGGGCCUGCUGUGGCAGUACCCUGUCAGCCUGGGUCCCUGGAGUCCAGGGCAGCACCCAUUCUUCCCAUCUGUAUCAGAGCUUCAGGACAAGGCUGGCCCAAGCCCACUGCCCUUCCCCACCCCCACAGCAGCUCCAAGGCAGGACUCCAGGUCGCUGCUGUUUUUAGCUUGCCUCUGGCCCAGACCCAGUUACUUGAUGCCUGUUUUUUACUAAGUGAGAGUGUCAGGGACCCACCCUCCCCAACCCCUGCCAGCCACAGGUGGAGAGAAAUAAAAUAUGUUCUCUGACAGGACCCAGCCAGCCAUGAAGAUGGAGGUCUUCCAGGUCUAAAUGAGGACAAGAUGCUGAAAUCUCAGAUCUUAAUUCACACUUCCACUUUUAUAGAGCCCUUUUUAAAAGUUUGGUGACAGCAGAGGCCGCUGAGGCUGGGCUGCUCUCUCCUGGGUUGGCUGUGCCUUGCCUGUUCCUCACGAAUGGCAGCGCUCUACUCAACUCACAGGGCUCAGUGCAGUUAUACCCACAGCUAGUUGGUAACUUUUAAACUACUUGUAGCUUCAGUGCUUUAUAGUUUCCUUUCUGGUUUUAAUUUUUAGUUGUGCUUUGAAACAGUGCAAUAAACUAGACUUUUUCCAAACCUGGUCAAGUCUGAUACUUGAGCCAUGAAUAGGUGCCAUCUACAGACACCAGAGCUAUGCAUGGGAGAAUCUGCCACCCCAGCCCCACUGUCAGUGGAGUGUGUCACAGACUUGAUCUCCUAGCACAGUCACUGCCAAGACACACACCAGUUUGCCCAGGUGGCUGUUAUGAGGGAAUAACCACGGGAGAGCUAGCCAUACCUCAGUAGGCCCUGUGAAGGACACACUGAGGUGAGGCUGGGCUAUCUCCUCGCAGAACUGCAGGCAGGCUUUGGGGGCAGCCAAGGUUCUGUGUCUCCAGCCAACAAAUGAAACCACACACUAGAAGUCCCCUACUGGAAACUAGCAUGCAAAAAGGUCACAUCCAGAACACCAGCGAGACACAUAGUGUACCAGGAAUGACCUUAACAAGAAACGUCAGCCUGUGCCAACAAUGGCUAAGCUUUACAGGAGAUAUAAAAGAAACUUGAAUAAAGGACGAUAAGCUUCACAUUCCUGGAUGGAAGACUAAAUAUGUUAUACAAAGACAUUCUUUUCCAAAGGAAUUUGUAGAUUUAACUCAAUUUUGGUCAAAAUCCACAUUUGAAUUUUUUUUGUUCGGGGGAGGCAGGGAAGACUUCAUGAGAUAACAUUAGUGCCUGAGAAUGCCCUGGACUGUGCUGGAUGAGUUGCUCAUAGCUUCACAUCCUUCUCACUGAAGCCUGCCAGGUAAAUAUUGUUAGCCCCAAAGAGACUCAGGGUAAACAACAUGCUCAAAGUCACACAGGAAGCAAUGGGAUUGGAAUCCAAUUCUGUGGAACUGAACCCAUGCUAUUGAUGUCACCUCACUGUCCUUUGCUGGUCUGGGGAAGAAGAAACAGGUGAGGACUGCUAAGAGUGAUGGCUCCGUAGGAGCCCCUACAGGGCCUGUGUGUUGACUGUGACAUGGGCCCAGACCACGGAAGGACUAGUGAAGCCAGGCAGCCCAGCAAGGUCCACAGGGAGUUAUCUUAAGAAAGGAUCGCACAUAUGGGAGGGAGGUGAUUUCACAACUAAUGUGGGCCAAAAAGUAUUAAAUGGAUUAAGCAAUCAUCUUUUUUUUUUUGAGACAGUCUCAUUUGGUCACCCUUGGAAGAGUGCGUGGCAUCAUAGCUCACAGCAACAUCAAACUCUUAGGCUCAAGUGAUUCUCUUGCCUCAGCCUCCCAAGUAGCUGGGACUACAGGCACCCAGCUAUUUUUUUUUUUUUUUUUGAGACAGAGCCUCACGCUGUCGCCCUGGGUAGAGUUCCAUUACAUCACAGCUCACAGCAACCUCCAACUCCUGGGCUCAAGCGAUUCUCCUGCCUCUGCCUCCCAAGACUACAGGCGCCCGCCACAACGCCCAGCUGUUUUUUGGUUGCAGCCGUCAUUGUUUGGCGGGCCCUGGGGCUGGAUUCGAACCUGCCAGUUCGUGUAUGUGGCUGGCACCUUAGCUGCUUGAGCCACAGGUGCCGAGCCCCAGCUAUUUUUUU